ACAUCGAAACCGUAGAGCCAUGAGCAUUGCGAGCCAUGCGGUGGUUCGCGCUGCCGCUCGGAGUUGCAGCAUUUUACGAGGUCCUGGAGCUGGAUGAAGCAGGAGUUGGCAGCUCCCAAGCUCUUCAUGCUCUGCAGAUCUCAGUCUCUAGUGACGGAGAAACUCACUCUGCGCGAGCACCUCCGGAUUCUCUUGAGCUAUCCGUGAACAAGGCGCUUCAACCUUGGCUGACCGCUGGAGCUCAGCACUUCAAUGCCUCAUGUAGCCGUUGCUUGCGGAGUUGCCUCCCAGGUGAAGAUGAUCUCUUCCGGCAAAAGGCAAGCUUCGAGACAUGCGUGGGCUGGUGCGGUCAAGGCUGUGCACCAAGUGGUCUGCCAAAGGCGGCAGACUAUUUUCACGAAGGUGUCAGUGGCCCAGAGAACCAAGAUGAUUGGGGAGCUUGGAUCCUGAGCUUGCACAACUUGCAGCAAAAGCUGUCAGCCCUGCACUGGGCCAGAGAUUCAGGUGAUUUUGAGUCACCUGAGUUUCUGCGAAGUAGCGCAGCCUAUGUCACGGUUCAAACAAUGGUCCAUGAUCGAUUUCUAUAUGAACCAGUAAGGCAUACUUGGACCGCAACUGGUUACCUGAAAGAUCUCAAGCAGCGAUUUGGCGGUGUUGAUCAAGUGCUCCUGUGGGCCGGCUAUCCAAACCUCGGAGUGGACACACGCAGCAAUGUGGACUUGAUGGAAGCAUUGCCCGGUGGUUUGCGGGCAGCUGUAGAUGCACUGAAAGAAGCGGAUCCGUCCGUCAUGGUGCAGCUUCCCUACAAGCCAUGGGACAUUUCCACAAAUGGCUUGGGUCAAGAUGAUCCUGCUAGAUAUGGAGCACUCUUGGCGAAGGCUGGUGCUGAUGGUUUGAACCUGGAUACCAUGGACUCCCUUGGCCCUUUCGUCGUGCCGCCGUCCCAAAGCAAACCUGAGAUGCCGGUGACUGCAUUCUACAGUGCGGCACAGAAGGCGGGCAUCCCACAUGCUAUCAUCGAACCAGAGCUUGGACUCUACAAUGGCCUUUUUCUCUUGAAUACGACUGCCCAAGGCUGGCUCUAUUCACUGGCCCAGUGUCCUCCUGUGGUUGGAUGUUCCGAACGGGUGCCCUUUGUGCCUUUGGUCUCACUUCAGAAAUGGAUUGUGCGGCGGUCAAUGCCCCACGUCUGUGGCAGGUGGUCAACACAGCGCUCACAAGAAAUACUGACAGCAUACUUCAAUGCCAUUGGCUACACUGCAUGGGAGAAUAUCUUUGGAAUUUGGAAUGGAAUAAAUCCGCGGGAUGGCGAACUCCUCAAGAGAUCCAUGAUGAUUUUGCGACAUUUUCACUCGUUUUUGUCAGAUCCUGCCGUGAGCUGGCUGCCGUUCUAUCCGGUAAAGAAGCUGACGCCUGCUGGGGAACAUGUCUAUGUCUCCAAGUUUGUUGGUGCAGACAAAGAACUGUUUCUGAUCAUCAACACCGGGACAGAGACGGCUGGUACUCAGGACUGGGCGCUGAAUGUGCCUCAAUCUGAACACUUCAGCUUCUACGACAUGUAUCAUGGAGAAGAUGUUCGAAUCCAUCGUAGUCCGGAAUGUCUCGUGAAGUCUUGCCUUGAUCGUCUCCACAGAGCGAAGACAGUCUCACUACGAGUGCGGCUGGAGGCUGCGGGCAUCGGCGCCAUUCUGAAAGUUCGGGAGGGCAAGAUUACCCCGAGCCAGCUCAUGGUGCUGCGGGACAUGGGUACGGCAACAGCAAAGCCUUUGGCAUCCUUUGCUGACAAGGUCGCGCCUUUGAAGCAAAGCAAUCACUUUCCCACCGGCGAUGGCACGUUAUCAAACUCCAGUGGCAUGGUCCCCGUGAACGGUUCGAAGGCCUUCGAAUUCCGAGUGGUAGGCUCAGAAAUCGAAGACACGUACCGUGGGGGGCAAAGAUUUGUCACACUCGGUGUGGACGUGCAGUAUCCAUGGGAAGUGGUGCCAGUGAAAUACCACGCGGCAUACAACGUCAGCAUCAAUAACCUGUGGGUUGACAAGUUUCCGGUCACGAACGAGAUGUUUGCGAAUUUUCUGAAGGAGUCUUCCUACACUCCGGGAGAUUCCGGGAACUUCUUGAAGCACUGGAAUUGCAAGUGGCCGUGCACAAUGCCUCCGAGUAUUGCGAAAGAGCCAGUGGUUUUUGUGAGUCACUGGGACGCUGUGCAGUAUUGCUCACAUUAUGGCAAGCGGCUUCCCCGAGAAUGGGAGUGGCAGUAUGUUGCUCAGGGUGGCGAUCCUGAUCGUUCCUAUCCUUGGGGCAAAUGGUGGUGGCCUGAAGCCAUGCCUCGACCGCAAGCGAACGCCAGCGUCUUUCACCUGAGUGACGUCGGGGGCUUUCCACAGGGGGCCAGCAAAGAUGGUGUCCAAGAUUUAGUCGGCCUCGUUUGGCAAUGGACUUCUGACACUUUCCGAGACGAGCACACCCGCUCGUCCAUCCUAAGAGGCGGUUCAGUCUUCCAGCCGAACAGCCACCAGGGAGACGUGGCAAGUCCUCGCUACCAGCCGUGGUAUUUCCCAGGCCAUGCGGCAGCAGGAGCCUGGAAUGCCAAGUGGACGGGGGAGCACUUCUUCGGCCCCAAGGACUAUCCCAGUUUAUAUCGCUUGACCGUUCACGCCAAAUACCUUUUGAUGGCUCCUUCAUUGGAUCGCGCUGGAACCAUAGGUUUCCGCUGUGUGGCGGACAGGAACGUUUAGUGCUGCACCGUAGCGCAGAGCGUGCAACUUGUGACCUGGAUCAAAGAAGUCCAGAAACUCAGCAGG
Messenger RNA from Cladocopium goreaui, 2801 nucleotides. NCBI's taxonomy places the organism in Eukaryota, Dinophyceae, Suessiales, Symbiodiniaceae. The record is from the annotation of a GenBank genome assembly.